Molecule: messenger RNA, 2490 nt
Organism: [Candida] anglica
Lineage: Eukaryota; Fungi; Ascomycota; Pichiomycetes; Serinales; Debaryomycetaceae
Source: the annotation of a GenBank genome assembly
AAUAGGGAAAGAAUAUUAUCAUGUAGAUUAGAGAAAAAAAGAGACAUAUGAAGUUCUAACGGAAACGUCUUAUAUAGCCCCUUUCCACAAGGUUGAUAAUCUUCUUAUGAAGUUAACUGAGUGCGACAGUCACGUGACUCUCCAUAAAGUCUAAAAUGGCUGCGAAAUUUUGUGCCAAUAUCACGAAAAUUGCCACACUUUGGACUGAAAUUCGACUAUAUAAAAAACCCCCACCCAUCAAUUUAUUAAAGGGGUGUAAUGGUUCUUGUAACUAAAUCUAUCAUGACUGAAAGACCAAACUUCUUAAUUAUAGUGGCCGAUGAUUUGGGAUUCACUGAUUUGUCAGCAUUUGGAGGAGAAAUCCAUACACCAAAUCUUCAAAAACUUGCUGAGAAUGGAGUUAGAUUUACAGAUUUCCAUACAGCUCUGGCAUGUUCACCAACAAGAUCCAUGUUACUCUCAGGAACCGAUAAUCAUAUUGCAGGAUUGGGGCAAAUGGCCGAAUUUAUGUAUCGUAAACCGGAGAUUUUCCAUGGACAAUCAGGCUAUGAAGGGUACUUAAAUGAUCGGGUUGCUGCUCUCCCGGAAUUAUUACAAGAUGAAGGAUAUUUCACCUUUAUUUCAGGGAAAUGGCAUUUAGGAUUAUUACCAGAAUAUUGGCCUGUAAAGCGUGGGUUUGAGAAAUCAUUUACCUUGUUACCUGGAGCAGGAAAUCAUUUCAAAUAUAAUGCCAAGGAUGAGAAUGGACAACCAUUAAAAUUUAUCCCACCAAUGUUUGCUGAAGGAGAUCGUAAAGUUGAUCAUGAAAAGGAAUUACCAGAAGAUUUCUAUUCAACCAAUUUUUAUACUGACAAAGGGUUGGAAUUUUUAGAUUAUGAUGAUGAUAGACCAUUUUUCGGAUGUUUGACCUACACUGCCCCACAUUGGCCAUAUCAAGCCCCCCGUGAAGUGAUAGACAAGUACAAGGGGAAGUACGAUGACGGUCCUGAGGAGUCGAGAAGAAGAAGAUUGAAGCAGGCACUCAAGGCAGGGAUCAUCCCAGAUGGAGUUGAACCUCACAAGAUGACUAGUCAUAAAGAUAAACGUUGGAAAGAUUUAACCAUACAUGAACAACAAAUUGAACUGAGAAUCAUGGAAACUUAUGCUGCCAUGGUGGAGAUUUUGGAUACAAAUGUGGGGAGAGUUAUUGAUAAAUUGAAAUCAAAGGGGAAAUUGGACAAUACUUUCAUUCUAUUUAUGUCGGAUAAUGGAGCUGAAGGGAUGCUUAUGGAAGCCAUGCCAUUGAGAGUAGUGAGUAUUAGAGAAACAGUUCUCAAGUAUUAUAACAAUUCCUUAGAAAACAUUGGAAAUGAAGAUUCAUGGGUUUAUUAUGGAGAUCAAUGGGCACAAGCAGCUACCGCUCCGUCGUACAUGUAUAAGAUGUGGGCAUCUGAAGGAGGUAUUCGAUGUCCAUUAAUUAUUCAUUAUCCCAAGUUACAUGAGAAUGCCAUUGAUAAAGUUGCAGCAGGUUCCAUUUCAAGAGAAUUCACUACAGUUAUGGAUAUCUUACCAACAGUUCUUGAAUUAGCAGGAGUUAAACAUCCAGGAAAUUUUUAUAAAGGUAGGGAAGUUGCAGAACCCCGUGGGAAGUCAUGGGUCACACAUUUGUCUCACUCUACACCAGUACAUCUGGAGGAUACUGUCACAGGAUGGGAACUUUUCGGUCAACAAGCUAUCCGUAAGGGUCCAUACAAGGCGUUAUACAUUCCUAUCCCAUACGGACCAGGUGAAUGGCAACUAUUCAAUAUUAGGAAAGACCCUGGAGAAACAAAAGACUUGGCUGCGUUGCACCCAGGAAUAUUGAAAGAGAUGCUUGACCAUUGGGCUGAAUAUGUGUCCGAGACCGGACUUAUCGAAUUAGGAUCGGAAUUUUUAGACGUUGGUGAAGAUGGGAUAAACUACAUCACUUGUGAAUCGGAUCUGGAACCCGAGCCCGAACCCCAGAAGGAAGUUGGACAAUGAUGAGGGGUUUGUACUUUUUAGUAAUCGUUAUGUAACAGCAUAACCAGGAAGGUAUGACCAAGCCACACCCUUAAGGCGGCAGGUACCUUCAUAACUGAAUACAUACCUUACGUAUACGCUCUUUUUAUUUUCUAUGUCAAAGUCACAUAUGACAGGUUUCAUUAACUUUUGUGCUUCGCCCGGGAGGGCCUGGCCUAUACACCGAGGUUCUCAUUGUAAGUUGAUAGUAGUACACAUUCUCACGGCUAAACAUUUUCCCGUCUGGCAUUUCCUGCGUCAUGCAGAUUCCCUGUAUUGUUUUAAUUUUCAUGUCUGAUUUUUAAGAUAUAUGUACAUGGUAAGUUUAAGCCUCUACUGCACUUCCUAGUGCAGGUAACUCUACAUUCCUGAUAGUGGGAUAUGCAAGAUGCUGUGAGAUGCGUAGGCCCUUGAGAUGAGGUGGUAUUUUUGCGUUUUACAACAUUUCUAUUGUGUUUUUUUUGUUUUUUU